GUCAGUUGUCAAUUCAUUGCCGAUGGCUGUUUAUCUUUUUGCUCUAUCAUAAUAGUGUAGCUGUUUUGCACAGAGCGUGGCAGUUUCCGGUACUAUUGAAACAUUUUAUUGUACAAUUAGCAGUGCUCUUUGUUUUUGCACCAUCCUGUGAAGCUAAAUCAACAUGCCAACCGUCGGUGUUAAGCGUGAUUUACUGUUCAAAGCUUUGGGCAGAACGUACACCGAUGAUGAAUUCCAAAAGCUUUGCUUCGAGUACGGGCUGGAGCUGGAUGAGGUGACAACCGAGAAGCAAAUGAUCACCAAAGAACAAGGCGAGGUGGACGCAGCAAAGGAUGCCUCCGAGGAUAUUAUCUACCGGAUCGACAUACCGGCAAAUCGGUAUGAUUUACUCUGUCUGGAAGGAUUAGUUCUAGGGUUGCAGGUUUUCCUGGGAAAGAUGGAAUUUCCACGGUUCCAAAAAGUAGCUCCUGUGGCAGGGCCAGCUCAGAAACUAAUACUAACCGAGGCAACGAAACAAAUUCGUCCCUUUGCAGUGGCUGCUGUUUUAAGGGAUGUGACCUUUACGAAAGAUUCUUAUAACAGUUUCAUUGAUCUGCAGGAUAAACUGCAUCAGAACAUUUGCCGAAAGCGUGCUUUGGUUGCAAUCGGAACUCACGAUUUGGAUACCGUGCAGGGGCCAUUCACAUUCGACGCUAAGGCUCCGAAGGACAUUAAAUUUGUGCCUUUGAAUCAAGAAAAGGCUAUGACCGGAGAAGAAUUGAUGGAGUUUUAUUCAACUCACGUCCAACUGAAAGCUUAUCUGCCCAUUAUUCGUGAUUCUCCGGUUUAUCCUAUUAUUUACGAUUCGAACGGAGUGGUUCUGUCACUGCCUCCAAUCAUCAACGGAGAUCAUUCGAAGAUAAAAAUCGAGACGAAGAAUGUUUUCAUCGAGUGUACGGCCACUGAUUUGACCAAGGCUAAGAUAGUGCUGGACACAUUGGUUUGCAUGUUCUCCACUCACUGUGCGAAACCUUUUACGGUGGAGUUCUGCGAGGUGGUCAGUCCUGCAGGGGAAACUGUCCAGUAUCCGGAGUUGGCAUUUAGGAAGCAAUGCAUAUCUGCUAAGGCUGCUAAUGCCUAUAUUGGUAUAACGGAAAGUCCCGAAUCAAUGGCGAAAAUGUUAAAUCGUUUACUGCCAACGACGCAAAAUGCUACGGACAAGGACCAACUGGAGGUUUUGGUUCCACCGACCCGCCAUGACAUGUUGCACGGGUGUGACAUCUAUGAGGACGUUGCAAUCGCUUAUGGUUACAAUCGGAUUCCGAAAACAUUGCCCGGAACGGCGCAAAUUUCCAGACAAUAUCCAAUCAAUAAGCUAACCGAACAACUACGAGAACAAAUUGCUCAAGCCGGUUUCACCGAGGGUCUCACCUUCACACUGUGCUCGCGGGACGACAUCGCGUCGAAAUUGAAUCGUAAAAUCGAAGACAUACCUGCGGUACACAUUGCAAAUCCCAAGACAUUGGAGUUUCAAGUCGUUCGAACCACGUUGAUUCCUGGUUUGCUGAAAACGUUGUCUGCCAAUCGCAAAAUGCCGCUUCCGCUAAAACUGUUCGAAGUUUCCGACGUGGUCCUGGCGGACGCAACCACCGAAGUCGGGGCGCGAAACGAACGGCGUGUUUGUGCCGUUAAUUGUAACAAAACUGCCGGUUUCGAAGUGGUUCACGGUUUGCUGGAUCGUGUCAUGCACCUGCUGGAGGUCGCCUGGGAUAAGGAAAGUGGCUACUACCUGAAGGCGGCCGAUGAUGCGGCAUACUUCCCCGGCCGGUGCGCUUCUAUACUGUACAAAGGUACAGAGAUCGGGAAGAUUGGCGUGCUGCAUCCGACGGUACUGCAUGCCUUCGAACUGACCACUCCCUGUUCGGUGCUCGAGUUCAAUAUGGAGUAUUUCGUUUGAAAGGGGUCCGUUUGUUACUAUUACUUUAUACUUCAAUUGCAAUCGUUGAAUAAUGCCACUAUUGAUUCAAGCUAAAGAAACAGUUUUCGAUAGAAACGAUGACAGCCUUCUUUUUAG
Malaya genurostris is the source of this 2053-nucleotide messenger RNA. It is a transcript of the gene beta-PheRS, whose product is annotated as phenylalanine--tRNA ligase beta subunit. Gene Ontology annotation, cellular component: cytoplasm; phenylalanine-tRNA ligase complex. The transcript has 3 exons. Gene Ontology annotation, biological process: phenylalanyl-tRNA aminoacylation. The coding region runs from base 164 to 1936 and encodes 590 amino acids. Gene Ontology annotation, molecular function: ATP binding; phenylalanine-tRNA ligase activity; magnesium ion binding. Lineage: Eukaryota; Metazoa; Arthropoda; Insecta; Diptera; Culicidae. The record is from RefSeq and is a predicted model, not a curated record.